This is a messenger RNA of Entrophospora sp. SA101, 2376 nucleotides long. Lineage: Eukaryota; Fungi; Glomeromycota; Glomeromycetes; Entrophosporales; Entrophosporaceae. The record is from the annotation of a GenBank genome assembly.
AUGAAGGUUCUAGGAUUGGAUGAGAUUUCCCCGGGUUCAAAGUAUCUACCAAAAUCGAAAUCUGAGGUUUCGAUUAAGCGAAAUACACCACAUUCUCAUUCUUCAAAUUCGAAGUCAAAUAAAUCAGAAGGCCAUGAAGAUAUAUUUGCUCCUGCAGAACCUGGCCAUGAUAAUAAUCAAAGCGAGGAACGGAAUGGACCGAUACGGAAGAAGUGGAGAGCAAAAAUCGCAGAACUUGAUAAAAAUAGACCUUUUGGCAAUUCAUUGACCGAUCGUUUUGAACGAAGACACACAUACCUUCGAAUUUCAAUAACAGAGCGAUGUAAUUUAAGAUGUACUUAUUGUAUGCCAACUGAUGGUGUUGACCUUACACCUUCCAAUAAACUUCUAACUACCGAGGAAAUCAUACGAAUUGCAAAAAUAUUUGUCUCCCAAGGCGUUAAUAAGAUCAGGCUUACAGGCGGUGAACCUACUGUAAGAAGCGAAUUGGGGAGGUUAAAAUCACACGGUUUACAGACGAUCGCUAUGACUUCUAAUGGAAUAGCAUUGAAACGGAAAUUGCCCGAACUUGUUGAGAAUGGAUUGAAUCUGUUGAAUCUUAGUUUAGAUACUUUGGAUCCAUUCAAAUUUCAAUUGAUCACACGUAGAAAAGGCCUUGAAAGAGUUUUGGAAACAAUUGAUCAAGCUAUUGAAUUGGGCCUUAAACCUUUAAAAAUCAAUUCGGUGGUUAUAAGAGGAAUAAAUGAAAAUGAAGUAUUAGAUUUUAUAGAGUUGACGCGAAACAAGCCUAUUUAUGUAAGGUUCAUUGAAUAUAUGCCAUUUAAUGCUAACAAAUGGAAUGAGAAAAAAUUUAUACCAUAUAAAGAGUUAUUGGAUAAUAUUAAAUCCAGAUAUCACACCAUUCGAAGGUUACCUGAUGAUUUAAAUGAUACUUCAAAGGCAUAUUGUAUACCUGGAUUUACUGGAAAAUUUGGAUUUAUUACUUCCAUGUCAGAUCAUUUUUGUGGAACAUGCAAUCGAUUAAGAAUUACCGCAGAUGGCAACUUGAAGGUUUGUUUGUUUGGAAAUACAGAAGUAAGCCUUCGGGAUUUAUUACGACAAAAUGUUUCUGAUCGAGAGCUAUUGGAAAUUGUUGAAGUGGCUGUUAAAAAUAAGAAAAAACAGCAUUCUGACGCAUUUGAAUUGGCUAGAACAAAAAACAGACCAAUGAUUCUAAUUGAGAUAUUAAAUAAGAUCGAUAAGCCAAGGACAAUUUAUUGUGGGUUAGAUCCAACAGCCAAAAGUUUACAUUUAGGAAAUUUAUUAACUUUAAUUGGAUUAUUACACUUUAACAUUUGUGGACAUCGUAUUAUAGCUUUGAUAGGCGGAGCAACAGGAUUAAUUGGAGAUCCAUCAGGUAGAAAAUCAGAAAGACAAACAUUACCAAUAUCAACAAUAAAAGAAAAUGUUAAUUAUAUUGAAAUACAAACAAGAAAAAUCUUUAAUAAUAGUAGAGAUUAUGCAAAAAAAUAUGGACAUGAAUUCAAUAAUAAUAAUCAAAAUGAUGAUGAUAUUUUAAUACUUAAUAAUAUCAAUUGGUUUAAGAAUAUGCCAGCUUUAGAUUUAUUAAGCGAUAUUGGGAGAUAUUUUAGAUUGGGAGGAAGUGAUCAAUGGGGAAAUAUUACAUCAGGGAUAGAUUUAAUUAAUAAAAAGAGAUCUGAGAAUAUUAAUAAUGUUGAUGUUUAUGUUGAUAAACAAUCAACUGCUUUUGGUUUAACAAUGCCUUUAUUAACAACUUCAUCUGGUGAAAAAUUUGGUAAAUCAGCUGGUAAUGCAAUUUGGUUAGAUGAUGAAUUGACAACUCCUUAUGAAUUUUAUCAGUAUUUUAUGAAAGUAACUGAUCUAGAUUUAAAAAAAUAUCUUCAAAUGUUUACACUUUUGGAUUUGACAGAAAUUAAAAAAAUUAUAGAAAAACAUAUGCAAUCACCAGAAACUCAUUAUGGACAAGAAAUAUUAGCAUCUGAAGUAACAGAAUUGGUACAUGGAAAAUCAGGUUUAAAUGAGGCAAAAUUAUCAACAAAAAUUUUAUUUAAUUCUCCAGAAAUAAUAAAUUCUCAAUUAUUAUUAUCAACAUUUGAAAAUAACAAGAAUCAACUAAUUAAACUAUCAAAAACCUCAGUGAUAAACAGUACAAUAGAUAAAUUGUUGGUAUUAUCAGGUGUAUGUAAGUCACGUAGUGAGUCAUACAAAGUAAUAAAAUCAGGUGGAUUGUAUUUGAAUAAUGUUAGAAUUGAAGAUGUGAAAUAUUUGAUUGAAAUUAAUGAUUUUUUUGAUGGUGUUGUUUGCAUUUUAAGAGUUGGAAAAUCUAAAUAUAAAUUAGUUCAAAUUGUUGAUUAA